UGACUGCCUCCGUCCACUACAUACACGUCAACUGAGGCGCCAUAUUUGUCAGAGCAUGAAGCCAUUUUUUUCGAACAAUGCGCCGACAUUGUGAACCGUAAUGCUCUGUAAAGCACACGCGAGGUCAGUGUUGUGCCAUAUUUGCAGGCAAGCCUCCUUAAAAACAAAAGAGGAAGCCAUUUGUAUGGAUUUGGCAACGCCGUUGCUUUUAUGGACGAACCCUGGGUGGCACAAACAGACCGCAGUCGCUGUCCUUGGUGCUGACACACAGUUGACGUCCCCGAGUAGCUGUCGCUAUUCAAACCCCUCAAUUCAAACUUAGGACGCUCCACGUCAAUCACCCUGUUUGUUGGUGACGUCAUUCGUAUUUCUGAAUACGUGUGUGUGUGUGUGUGUGUCUGUGUGUGAUUAUACGGCAGCCAUCGUUUAUGAAAAAUUAAAAGAACAAACACGAGAUAAAAGCAACAGAACUGCUGGAAGGGUUGCCUCUUGUCCGUCGUCGGAAGUAAAAAAAACUAAACAUUGACUUAACUGUCACGUUAGAAAAUUGUCGCCUUUUUCUUGCAGAUAUGCUAAUGAGAUGGGUGAGAGACCUCUGUGGAGAAAGAAGACAGAUGGAGAGAGACCGCGAGAUUGCGGAAGAGCAAGGGAGGGUCGGAGAGUGUGAUGUGUUAAAGAGAGACCGAUGGAUGUGAUGAGAGAGAGAGAGAGAGAGAGAGAGAGAGAGAGAGAGAGAGAGAGAGAGAGAGAGAGAGAGAGAGAGAGAGAGAGAGAGAGAGAGAGAGAGAGAGAGAGAGAGAGAGAGAGAGAGAGAGAGAGAGAGAAACAGGGAGUAAGAGAGAGUUAAGAGAGAGACAGAGGGGGGCGCCGUGGUGCAAGAGACUGAAACUAGCGCGAUGGUAUAAACUUUGGCGUGGUGAGAGAAUGAGAGAGCGAGAGAGAGAGAGAGAGAGAGCUGCAGAUGGUUAAAAGAGAGAGAGCUAUGGUGUGAGAGCGGGAGGGAGUGAGAGAGAGAGCGCGAGAAGACGAGCGCGCGAGAGCCACACGCGCUCAAGAAGACGAGCGAAGGAGGCACGCGGCAUGUCUCGAGGAUUCAGAUGCGCAUACGCGAGAUGCUGGCGCACCGUACGCAGGUGGCUGGGAUAAACGGCGACGUGACCGCGGCUGCUAUGUGCCCCCCCUUGGCACAGUCCCGCUAAAGAUGGCCCCCCUCGCGCUGCUCCUACUCCCCACCUUACUGUCCCGCCUUCUCACGCCUUGCCACGCCGCCGGCAUCCACGAGCGGGCCGCCGUGCCUCGCGGCAUCUCCCGCUCGGUGGCCCGCAUGGACGGCGACGUCAUCAUUGGCGCCCUCUUCUCCGUGCACCACCAGCCCUCGGCGGAGAAGGUGGCCGAGCGCAAGUGCGGCGACGUCCGCGAGCAGUACGGCAUCCAGCGGGUGGAGGCCAUGUUCCACACACUGGACCGCAUCAACGCCGACCACCAGCUGCUGCCCAACAUCAGCCUGGGCUGCGAGAUCCGGGACUCCUGCUGGCACUCUUCCGUGGCUCUGGAGCAGAGCAUCGAGUUCAUCCGUGACUCGCUCAUUUCCAUUCGCGACGACAAGGACGGCGGCUCCAAAUGGUGCGUGGACGGUCACUCCCACUCCAGCCAGCCGCCGCCCACCAAGAAGCCCAUCGCCGGCGUGAUCGGGCCGGGCUCCAGCUCAGUGGCCAUCCAGGUGCAGAACCUGCUGCAGCUCUUUAACAUCCCGCAGAUCGCCUACUCGGCGACCAGCAUCGACCUGAGCGACAAAACGCUCUUCAAGUACUUCCUGAGGGUGGUGCCCUCCGACGUGCUCCAGGCCCGAGCUAUGCUGGACAUUGUGCAGCGCUACAACUGGACCUACGUGUCUGCCGUGCACACCGAAGGGAACUACGGCGAGAGCGGCAUGGAGGCCUUCAAGGAGCUGGCCUCCCAGGAGGGCUUGUGCAUUGCCCACUCGGACAAGAUCUACAGCAACGCCGGCGAGAAGCAGUUUGACCGCCUCUUGAGGAAACUGCGUGAGAGGCUGCCCAAAGCGCGCGUGGUGGUGUGCUUCUGCGAGGGCAUGACCGUCCGCAGCCUUCUCAUGGCCAUGCGACGCUUGGGGGUGUACGACGAGUUCCUUCUGAUCGGCAGGUAAAUUUCGCUGUAGUUGGCGGAUGGAUUAUGCUGUGCUACUGAUGCACGCGUCGCCAGGGCAACAAAGAAGGAGCGGUGUAGGAAUAGCAUCGGAAAGACAUAAUGUGGUGUUCCACAAGGGUCGAUGUUUGGACCAUUUAUGUUAUGUUUUUAAUGAACUUUUAAGUACAAUAUUUUUGGGACAAAUAUUGCAUAGGUUGUGACGACUUCAUCUAUAAGAACCUCUUUUUGAGAAUAUAUCCAGAAGGAGGCGGAUUGAAAAAGAAAAGGGAGAGAUGGAUGCUGUUCUGUUUCUCCGUUUAUGUUGUACGAAUAAUAUUUAAUUCAUUCCCGUAUGUUUAAGUUGCUGGCUUGGGGAUGGCACUCAUUCUUUUCCGAUGCAGCUUUUAAAUUAUCCAUAGUGAAGACUCUCUCGGGUUAUGAGUUUCUUUUCCCGGAUUCUUUUUUUUUUUUUAUUCCCCCACAUCCAUCGGCGAUGGGGUGGGAAAGUAGGUCUAUAGUUGAGCUUUUUGUGGAUGGUCUCCACGGAUGCCGAUCUGCGCGCUUCUGGGUCACAGGAAAAGAGGCGGUCUGAGCCAAUUCACGUGAUAAGCUGUGUGCUCUUCUGUUUCUUCAGUUUCUCAUUCGCUCAUAAACCAAAUGGAUGCCAUACCCGCCAAGUUGGCUGCUUUGAUCAUAUCUCAGGAGCUUGUGGUCAUAAAGUGGUUAUGACCCGAGUCGAGGAGAAAAACAUUGUCCUCCUUUUUUAUUGCCGGUGGGACACAUUCAAAUUUUGCCUGAGCAAAAAAGAAGCAGGCUGUUGAAUAUGCUUUGUAAAAUUGUUUUUUGGAGAGCUUUUGUUUUGGCCGCCGGGCACCAGGCUGCUCUUCAGACGAGAGCCAGGUGUGCCAGAUGCUCGACCCACACGCUUUGGCCGCCCGACCCGCAGACUACUCUCAGCACCACACUUUGCGUCCACUUUCCUCCUGAGUAUCUCUUGUCUUUUUUCACCCAACAGUUUGGCUCUGUGAUUUAAAAUAAUAAACAGUAUAGUCGGUUUGGCCAACUAGUGGUUAGUGCUCAUAGUUUUUUGUAAUCAGAUUUUCUGGAUGGGUUCAUCACAAAAAUGAAGUUCUGCUGUAUGAUGGAGGUUCAUUUCAGAUCACAACAAUACAAUCUGUGUUAUGUUGAAGGCCGCGCUUGCAGCUGAUGUGAUAAAUGAUGCUGAAUGAACACCUGCUUGGCUCAUUAUGGUUAUAAUAGUAGUCCCCCCCCCCCCCCCCUCGCAGCAUAAAAGCCUUUGCGCCAUUGAAUUUCUGUAACCCGAGUGAUGACAUGCUUUCUAUAUCCUGACACUAAUUGGUAGAGCACACAUGGCUAUUGACCUUCAUUACAUAACUUAACAAAUAGAACAGACUGGCAAAGAAGAACCUUGUAUAACAACUUGUGUCUUUUGUGUUCUUUUUGCUUUGUUUGCGUUCUUUCAUUUUUUUCUGUCGGUGUUUUCUUUAUGUAUAGCAUAACAAAUCAUCUAUAGCGAACCCUGGUGAUUGUAUUGUAUUGUAUUGUAUUGUAUUGUAUGUAUGUAUGUAUGUAUGUAUGUAUGUAUGUAUGUAUGUAUGUAUGUAUGUAUGUAUGUAUGUAUGUAUGUAUUUAUUUAUUUAUUUAUUUAUUUAUUUAUUUAUUUAUUUCCCUUUAUUUUCUGUCCUUUUUUAAUUUUUGUAGGCACAUACUGGCUGUCUUCCACUAAACCUUGGCCACAUAGUUUUAAAAUAUACUCUACCAGUUAAGAAGUCAAGUUUAUUUGUAUAUCCCUAAAUCACAAGCAGCCUCAAAGGGCUUCACAUAGACAAACAAAUUGACAAUUAUUCUCAAAGCAUCCCCUGAUCUUAAGCUCCCAAAAGAGCAAGGAAAAACUAAAAAAAAAAAAAACUACCAGGGGAAAAAUGAGAAACCUUGAGAAAGGACCACAGAUGGAAGGAUCCCCCUUUCAGGAUCACCAGGCUGCAAAUACAUUAUUGUCACAAUUGUCUGGCAUUACGGUAGAAAGCUAGCGGUGUUCCACAGGGCUCAAUACUAAGUCCACUUUACACAAAGCUUGGCUUUUCUGUAUCAAAAAUCAGUUUUACCAUACUGUCUGUUUUUAGCAUACUUUAACUUUUUAUUUAGCAGUUUGUACUGUGCUGUUUUUCCUUUGGGUUUUUUUUUUUUCUUUUUCCAACUGCACGAUUAACACCAAAUAUCCCACGUAGUUUGGCGCUCGCUAAUGUGGAGUCCUUCCUCCUAUUCUUAAAUAUUCAUUUGCCACCUACUCAAUUAUCUCAGCACAUUGGCAAGCAACACCAGACACCUUUUUCUCUCCCCGCUCGGCCUCCAAAAGAGUCGAUCAGCAUUCGUUGUCUUUUCUCGUCAUCCCUCUCAGAGGGACCCUCUGGUUCGUUCUUCUGAGUGGCGGCGUGGUCGCCACUCUCCCUUCUAAUGCGCGCUCCGAGGCGCUUAUUAUCAUUUGCAUAAGCUGCUAACAUGUAACACUAAUUUGAGCGCACAUGAGAUCACUUUCCAAACCAUUUUUCUUGGAAUUUUCUUGUUGUACCUCUUUAGCCUUCCCGUUCCAUAACCAUUAUUUUCUUAGCAUUCUUUUAUUUCGUGUACACUAGAAUAAAAGCUGCUUUCUGAGCUGUGUUGGCGCCGCCGUCGCCAUGGCGAUGUUGUUUAGGCUCAUGACAGAGGGUUGGUGGGUUCGUCUGGCUGCGGAUCUGUCACUCAGUCUGUCAGCAGCGCCACAAGAAUAUGGCUGAUGUGUGGGAAACAAAAACAAACUUAAGGACUCAAUGGCAGCCGCUCGGAAGUACGGCGCUGACAUGAUCCUGCUGUCUGAAUUGUUAGGGUUAGCUGAAUUAACAAUAGUGAGUGUAAGGGAUCGGACAGUACAGCCAAGUGCGUAGCGACAGAGACUUUAUUGUGGAGGGGUACGAUUGGAACAGCUGGCGCUGGAGCGGCGAUCUGGCUGGGGGGAACAAGCGAUUCUGCGGGAUCUCCGAAUCGUCAAGUAAGUCAGUUUCCAGGGGCAGAAGAGUGAGCAGCAUCACGGGACAGACUGACACUCGGGUCUGCGCUGGCGGCGCUGAUAUAGCGCUGUCCAUGAGCCCGUGGCAGGUGGCGGCGAUUCCACUGACGGGAGGGGGGGGGCGUGGUCCUGUCACAGGUGGCGCCAGCACGUGACAGUGAGGGCAUCGCCAGCAUCCUCUCGAGCCAUCGACGCCUCAUUUUAAAAUAGCGCCACGUGCGGUUGUUACAUUUCAUCAAACUGCAGCACAAAUAAAUGUCAAAUCAAAAUACCCCUUUGCUAACAAAAACAGCAGGUCCAGAGGCCUAUAAGCAGACUUCUAAAUUAAUUCAAGCGCAAAGACUUGCCCUUAGCUCAAAUUGUAUUAGCAUUUAUGUAAUUAAAGGCCUUGCCCCGAAUACAUUUUUGCCCCAGCGCUAUCCUCAGUUGACAUUUAAAAAAAGGUUUUUCCAUUAACUACCUGAACUUUUAUUUUAACUCUUACGUAUGGUAGGGUUAGGGCAGGGGUGUCCAAACUACGGCCCGCGGAACAGUUUUUAUUGGCUCGCAUCAAAUUCUGAAAACAUAAUUGAAUAUGGCCUGCACAAGAAGCUUGAGCUCAACUCUGUUGCAUUUCUCAGUUUCAACACUAGUAGAUAGAGCCCGCCAUACAAAUGAAAUCAAGCGAAGAAAAACUUUUACCGCGAGUCCCCAGAAAUGGCUGCACCCCAGGGAAGAGAAGCGAAUACGCAGCGUUUGAUGUCCCAUUAGCACCCCCCCCUGAAAAAAAUAUUGGCACCCGGGCCACUUCACGUUACUAAAUCUGGCCCUCCUUGCAAAAAGUUUGGACACCCCUGGGUUAGGGUUUCAAACCAGGGUUUCAUACUAGGGUUAGGGUUUCAAAGUAGGGUUUAAAGCUAGGAGAGCCAUCCACGACUCCCCCUCCCAUCCCUCCCUUUCUCACCAAAUACUCGUUUUAAACUAACUCAUCCUAUUGGUCCUCCAGGGGGAUAGAGUGCAUGUGAUUAAAUCUCUUUCCUGUCAAUUAAUUCAUGGCUUCAUAAAUAUACAAACGUGCACGCCGACUGAAAGUAGACCGAGAGCCGGGAAGCUGUGUCAUGAAUGGAAGGAUUUUUCUUCCACUUGUGAUCACAAUAGGGAACCUUCAAAUCCAAGAAGCUCCCUUCUUUGGAAAGAGUGAUAGGGGCCAUUACGGCGUCAUUGUAAAUGUCUCUGAGCGCACUUAAUGGCUUCACAAUUCGCCCUCGCCAAGCCUCCGUGGAGACGACGCUUAUUUAUCACGCUAGUCCAGCCCAUCGAUCGCAUUGAUAAGUGGGGACAGUAAACGGACUGGAUCAUGUUCACUCUCAGACUAGCCAAAGGUACUCGCAAAUUGUACUUCGCUCCAAUCGAGUUAGAAAGUUGCUCCUCAGGAAUUUCCGACCCAUAUUAUAUCGUAAAGGCCCCUUGAUAAUGCGGUUUGGUAAAAUUAGUUUUUGUCGCACAAUAGAUGCCCCCCCUCCACCCUCCCAUGGUGGUCCAAAAAGAAGUGAUGAGUUUCUGCUUCCGCGCCACAUAGAGUUCAGAACCAUCCUCAGAGAGCAGAGUGAGAAGAAAUGUUUUUUGUUUUUUUGCCAGGGAACACAUUCAUGUCUCCAGUGCCUCGUGAAUUAUUUGAGCAAUGCAGACUCGCUCCCCCUCUCCCCUCACUGUUUCUCCAGUGCUCCUAAAAAAAGCAAUCUCCAAUCACGCUCCAUCAAUUGGCUCGUAUCGUCUCGCAUUUGAUUGUGUCUCUUCUCUCCUUUGAUGGACACUAAUUAUGGCUAGCAAGGUCUGACCUAUAUAAACACAUACGCACACACACACACGUGUGUGUGUGUUUGUGUGAGAGAUAAUUGCUUCCACUGUGAGUCAUCUCUAAUUGGCGUGCAGAUGUCAGCGGCCGGCGCAGGUACGUAUUAAGGCCGCGUCCCACCAUGGCUGAGGAAGAACGAGCAGAAUUCAGAGUGCUUGUUUGUCUUUUGUUCACCGGUGUCCUCUGUUUUUCUUAAGCGCAUGUCCAAACGAGCUUGUUAGUUUGGCUCCAGGACUGGAAAGCCGACAGUCACACCGGCGGCCGCGCUCUUGUCUAUUUUUAAAUUGACAGUUGCCGCUCUUCAAUUCAAGGUAAUCCCGAUGGAGUUGUGUUUUUUUUUUUUUUUUAAAUAAAAGAAAAAUUGGGA
This is a messenger RNA of Syngnathus typhle (broad-nosed pipefish), 7410 nucleotides long. RefSeq names its product metabotropic glutamate receptor 1-like. Gene Ontology annotation, molecular function: adenylate cyclase inhibiting G protein-coupled glutamate receptor activity; G protein-coupled receptor activity involved in regulation of postsynaptic membrane potential. Bases 1202 to 2164 code for a protein of 320 amino acids. Gene Ontology annotation, cellular component: postsynaptic density membrane. The record is from RefSeq and is a predicted model, not a curated record. Gene Ontology annotation, biological process: regulation of synaptic transmission, glutamatergic; G protein-coupled glutamate receptor signaling pathway. The transcript is spliced from 3 exons. NCBI's taxonomy places the organism in Eukaryota, Metazoa, Chordata, Actinopteri, Syngnathiformes, Syngnathidae.